AGUCGGGAAUUGAACAGCCCUCGUAUUUGGCGAACAGUUUGAAACAUGGACAGGUGUCCGGUCACAGUUGUGCUUGUUGCAGGACAAAUAGCGACGUACCAGGAGUGGCGCUACGGGGAGCCGGGCCACGGCAGCGAAGACGACACGUGCGUCGUGAUGACGGACGACGGCCGGCUGGACGGGCUCAAGUGCGAGGUGCCGGCGCCGUUUCUCUGCGAGCGGCCGCAGGCCGGCCCCCUCCCCGCCGGCUACCGAUACGUGGACGGCGCCUCGGCUUUCCUCAAGCUGUACACGCAGGACAAGGUGGCCUACAGUUCGGCGCAGAAGGUGUGCGAGGCGGACGGCGGCGCGCUGGCGGUGCCGGACACGUGGCGGCGGGCGGAGGCCAUGAUCAGACUCAUACCCGCAGCGGCGAGACACGUGUACGUCGGGCUCACCGAUCUGCAGUCGGAAGGCAGCUUCAUCACCAACGACAACAGCAGGUACCUGUCGGACAUGGAAUUCGACGCGUGGGAGGCGGGCCAGCCGGACAAUGGCGAUGGCUACGGCUAUGAGGACUGCCUGGCGCUGCACCCCAACGGCACGCUCUUCGACGUCGCGUGCCACCUGCCGCUCGCCUUCCUCUGCGAGCUGCCGCCGCCCUGA
Messenger RNA from Schistocerca nitens (vagrant locust), 645 nucleotides. RefSeq names its product collectin-11-like. The transcript has 3 exons. NCBI's taxonomy places the organism in Eukaryota, Metazoa, Arthropoda, Insecta, Orthoptera, Acrididae. The record is from RefSeq and is a predicted model, not a curated record. The coding region runs from base 46 to 645 and encodes 199 amino acids.